Corythoichthys intestinalis (scribbled pipefish) is the source of this 2243-nucleotide messenger RNA. It is a transcript of the gene eif5, whose product is annotated as eukaryotic translation initiation factor 5. NCBI's taxonomy places the organism in Eukaryota, Metazoa, Chordata, Actinopteri, Syngnathiformes, Syngnathidae. Gene Ontology annotation, biological process: formation of translation preinitiation complex; translational initiation; formation of cytoplasmic translation initiation complex. The transcript is spliced from 11 exons. Gene Ontology annotation, cellular component: cytosol. The record is from RefSeq and is a predicted model, not a curated record. Gene Ontology annotation, molecular function: eukaryotic initiation factor eIF2 binding; GDP-dissociation inhibitor activity; translation initiation factor activity. The coding region runs from base 581 to 1873 and encodes 430 amino acids.
AAUGUCAUUGCCGGAAAUGGCAAUCUUCGCUGCGUACAAAUGUGCUUUUACCAUUCAGUGGUUAAAGCGACGUGUGGAACGAGCAGCCGUAGUUCGCAGAACAUUCUAGAGGUCAACGCCACCGAACAUUUUGGGAUCCAGCGGCUCGCUGAUAUUUUUGCCCCAUUCAAAACCCAUUUUUUUCCCGAUCAUUUUUUUUUAAGCGAGAGAGGCCCCCUCCUCCUUCAUCUUCCCCCCGUCACACAGCACCCGAGAAGCCUGCCUGCUGCCUGCAAUCGAUACAAGAUCAGCGGCAGUCCUCGACAUCGUUCACUGCGCCUCUUGGGUCGAUCAGCGUUGUGUUUAUGUCUUUAUUUUGCGAAAACGAGCUGUUGCGCAGCCGUUGGAACCUGUGUGGUGGAAACCUAGCCUUCAAGCGGGGAGCUUGCGGCCACAGCGGCACGGCAUUUUUCAUGUCAGAGACCGAGCGCGGUUGCAGUCGUUUAUGUCAUCCCCUCUUUUCCAGACAGAAGAUCCCGGAAAGUCCCCAAUCACGAUCCUCUUAUUAUUUCACUGCUGAUAGUAGCGCCCUCCAGCAAACAUGUCUGUCAACGUCAACCGCAGCGUGUCAGACCAGUUCUACCGCUACAAGAUGCCCCGUCUGAUUGCAAAGGUGGAAGGAAAAGGUAAUGGAAUCAAGACGGUCAUUGUCAACAUGGUCGAUGUUGCAAAGGCGCUGAACAGGCCUCCAACAUACCCGACCAAGUUUUUUGGCUGCGAACUGGGCGCUCAGACCCAGUUUGAUACCAAAAACGACCGCUACAUCGUCAACGGCUCGCACGAGGCCAACAAGUUGCAGGACAUGCUGGACGGGUUCAUCAGAAAGUUUGUGCUGUGCGCUGAAUGCGACAACCCGGAAACAGAUCUGAACGUGAAUCCUAAGAAGCAAACCAUCGGCACUUCCUGCAAGGCGUGCGGUUACCGUGGCAUGCUGGACACCAGACACAAACUCUGCACCUUUAUCCUCAAAAACCCGCCCGAGGCUAGCGACAGUGGAUCCGCCACAGCCAAAAAGGAGAAAGAGAAGAAGAACCGCAAGAAGGACAAAGAGAACGGAUCCGGAAGUGGAGAAGCCGGAAACCAGGAGAACUUUGACGCCCCUGACGCGGUGGACGGAGAUGAUGACGAUGACGACUGGGGGGAAGAAACCACCAAGGAGGCUCAAAGGAGGAGAAUGGAGGAGAUCAGCGACCACGCCAAGAAUCUGACGCUCAGCGAGGACCUGGAGAAACCGCUGGAGGAGAGAGUCAACCUCUUCUACAACUUUGUCAAACAAAGGAAGGAGAAAGGCACUGUUGACACUGCUGACAAGGAGAUUCUGGCCGAGGCGGAGCGUCUGGACGUGAAGGCCAUGGGCCCACUCAUCCUCAGCGAGCUCCUCUUUGAUGAAAACAUCCGUGAACAGCUCAAGAAGUACAAGCGACACUUCUUGCGGUUCUGUCACAACAACAAGAAGGCCCAAAAGUACCUACUGGGAGGCUUCGAGUGUGUGGUGAAGUUGCACCAAGUCCAGUUGCUGCAGAGAGUUCCCAUCAUCCUCAAAGACUUUUACGAUGCCGACCUCCUGGAGGAAGAUGUCAUUUUUGCCUGGGCUGAGAAGGUGUCCAAAAAGUACGUCUCAAAGGAGCUGGCCAAGGAGAUCCAUGCCAAGGCGGCUCCCUUCAUCAAGUGGCUGAAGGAGGCUGAAGAGGAGAGCGAGGGCAGCGACCAGGACGACGACCAAGACGACGACGAGAACGUCGAGGUGGUUUAUUCCUCGUCGGCCCGAGAGCUAAAAGUGGAGACUGUGAAAGCUGAGAAGGACGAGGAAGACAUCGAUAUUGACGCCAUCUGAGACAAUAAUCAUCGUGACUACAAUUAGCAUAUUGAUGACGACGCUUUCUUGUUUUGUGGCUUUGACUCCCAGUUUCGAAAAGGCUUAGUAACUCCUCCCACUCAGCACCCUGUAACCACGCCCCCUGCUUCGAGGCAUGUGCACGUAAGCUAGUUGGCUGCACAUCACUCUUUUCUAUUUUGUCACGUUGACGUGCGUCCCGGCCGUGAAAAUGUUCCAAGUGAUGGGACGGUGGCGCUCGUCUGUGGGGAAAGGGGGGGGUUUAAUCAUGCCUGUUUUCCGGGGAUCACUGCAGUGCACUUUUUUGGUCCCUCGUAUUUUUCCAAUCAAUAAAGAAAAUGAAUGUUUUGCUAUCCACAACUGCUGCUUU